Cladocopium goreaui is the source of this 564-nucleotide messenger RNA. Lineage: Eukaryota; Dinophyceae; Suessiales; Symbiodiniaceae. The record is from the annotation of a GenBank genome assembly.
AUGGGGGUUUCCGUGUCGCGCAGCGACGCAACGCCGUGUGCACUCUUGCAGAAGGAAGCGUCGCAGCGCCAACAGCGUCGCAGCGUCGCUCCCGCGUCGCAGCGUCGCAGCGUCGCAGCGCCAACAGCGUCGCAGCGUCGCUCCCGCGUCGCAGCGUCGCAGCGUCGCAGCGCCAACAGCGUCGCAGCGUCGCUCCCGCAUCGCAUCGUCGCAGCGUCGCAGCGCCAACAGCGUCGCAGCGUCACUCCAGUGUCGCAGCGUCGCAGCGCCAACAGCGUCGCAGCGUCACUGGCCCAACGGCAGCGUCGCAGCGUCCCAGCGCCACCCGCCCCCCGGAGCGUCGCAGCGUCGCAGCGUCGCAGCGCCACCCGCCCCCGGGAGCGUCACAGCGCAACGUCGGAAACCCACGCUUCGGCCCCCUUUGCCCCUGCACUGAGAUAUUUCGUGAUUGACCAGAGCGUAUCGCAACUGUACCUCUUUGCAUGUGUGAAGAAUUUGAAAUUGCACUUGGCAGUCAUGUCCUUCAUCCAUGCCAAUCUCAUAGCCCAUGGUGGUGUUGGGUAG